CGUUUCUACCAUCUGCCCGUUAUCCACGUUUUAUCGAAGCAUUAGACGCCGAACGACGGAACGAUGAAACGCAAAGAAUCAUCAUAAAUUUGAAUAUCUUGAAUACGAGAAAUUAGCAGAGCCAUGCCACCGAUUCUCAAUGAGAAAUUAGUAUACAUGACCUCACGCUUGGAAGAGAUUGUGGUUAUCCCCUGUGUGGCCUAUGCGAAUCCACGUCCAUCAAACAGAUGGUAUUACAAGAGAAAUCAACGUGACGAGCCUCUCGAUGACACCUCGGGACACUUUUUAAUGAGAGAUGGCUCCCUAAUUAUCCAAGGGGUACAGGAAAGCGAUGCUGGAUCGUACAUAUGCACUGCCAGUAAUUCCGAGGGUAAUGACACCCUCGAAGUUAGACUGACUGUUUCAGCCCCACUCAGUGUUCAUAUUCAGCCCGCAAUGCAGACCGUAGAUCUUGGUAAACCAGCUUAUCUAACCUGCAGUGCCAGCGGUUUCCCUCAAGCUGCCCUCUACUGGCUCAAAGAUGGUCAACCCUUAAGGACUGGGGCACGAGUACGUUCAGUCUCGCGCGGACAGAUCUCGGUGACAUCUGUGGCUCGCGAGGAUCGAGGAAUGUACCAAUGCUUCGUACGGAAUGAGCACGAGAUGGCUCAAGGAAUAGCUGAGCUGCGAUUGGGAGAAAUUUCACCGCAGUUGGUCUACCGAUUUAUCGAACAGACUAUGCAACCUGGUCCGUCAGUUUCAUUGAAGUGCAGUGCCGCUGGGAAUCCAACGCCGCAGAUAUCAUGGCUUCUUGACGGCUUUCCGUUGCCACAGAAUGACAGACUUCUCAUCGGACAAUACGUCACGGUGUACGGUGACGUCAUUUCUCACGUUAACGUAUCAUCGGUUAAGCCUGAAGAUGGCGGAGAAUACGAGUGCAUGGCAAGCAGUCGUGCUGGCGAAGCCAGACACUCAGCCAGACUCAAUAUUUACGGUAUACCGUAUGUGAGACCGAUGGCGCCAAUUUCCGCUGUGGCCGGAAAGCAGCUUCGCAUAAAGUGUCCCGUUGCGGGUUAUCCGAUAGAAUCUAUCGUCUGGGAGAAGGAUGGUGUCAGACUACCGACGAACAUGCGACAAAGGGUGGCAAAUGGUACUCUUUAUAUAGACACUGUGCAAAAAAGUGCCGAUCAGGGCACUUAUACUUGCACCGCAAAAAACAAACACAACUUUACGUCACAUCGGGCUGUAGAUGUGCGAGUGCUUGUGCCACCUAAAAUCACGCCUUUCAGUUUUGCUCGCGAUUUAAACGUAGGGGACCGUACUAGCAUACAGUGCGUUGUCGUGACGGGCGACCUGCCGCUCACAUUCACGUGGUUGAAAGAUAACGUGCCGAUAGAAGCGUCGUCGUCGGAUGAAGUCGUGGCGUCGGCGUCGGGCACGAUCGUGGCCGUGUCAAAGACGGACGAUCGGCGCCAGAUUGCACCGCGCGGUGGCGGUGCCGGGGCUGGCGCUGGUGUCGGCGGUGGCGGUGGUACUACCGGUACUAACGGAAGGUUAGAAAAGACGCCGCGAAAGAGCAUCACCGUGCGCCAAUAUGACGCCUUUAAUAGCGCCCUGAGCAUUGGCAAAAUCGCCCCCGCGCACAACGGCACGUAUACCUGUCGAGUGGCCAAUGGCGCCGCCAGCGUCGCUCAUUCUGCACUCCUCCACGUCAACGUUCCGCCUAGAUGGACGGUGGAACCUAUCGACCAGACCGCCAUUGUAGGUCACGGCGUCUCCAUCGCUUGUCAGGCAGAAGGAUUUCCGAUUCCAACUAUAAGUUGGAAGCAAUCCAUUGGUAAGUUUCCUCGAAAACGAAGAAAACGGUGUGUGCUCCCGAGACGAAUGUGAAAGGUGGGAAACUGAAUAAGAGAAACAAGAAUGCCAGCUUUGACGCGUUGACGGCGGAAAGAAUUUUUCUCCUUUCUAAUGUAUUUGGCUAUGAAAAUUUUGUUGAAUCGCCGUAUGAGUGUUGGAAAGAUUAAUGGUCCUUCAGUGGCUACUCGUGUAGUUUUGCUACACUUGUCUUGUGUAAUACGUAUAGUUAUACUUAUAAUGCAGCAUGGUACAGGAGAUCUCGAUCAUUCUUCAUCCGUCUUGGUGGGACGUAGCUUUCAUUAAGUUAUGCUGGAGCAGAACUCGCGCUAUCCAUCACAAAUUUUCGCUGAUCAGACGCUCGCAGCAGUUUCAUUGAAACUCGGUGUAAUAUACCUAGCGAGCUAGUAGUUACCUCUACUACCGAUUUACUUUUUGACGUCGAAUGAAAGGCAGACAGGCGGCGAACAAGAGUAUCAAAUAUUCGGUACUAAAUUUAAAUAGGUCAAGUACUCGUGUGGAAUUACGUUAAGACUCAAAUUUUCUGUAUUAUAAUAUUGAUAUUGCACAUGUUGCGAAUUUUUCACGUGA
Molecule: messenger RNA, 2424 nt
Organism: Cephus cinctus (wheat stem sawfly)
Lineage: Eukaryota; Metazoa; Arthropoda; Insecta; Hymenoptera; Cephidae
Product: Down syndrome cell adhesion molecule-like protein Dscam2
Exons: 9
Coding region: 124-1869 (581 amino acids)
Biological process (GO): dendrite self-avoidance; homophilic cell-cell adhesion; axon guidance
Cellular component (GO): axon; plasma membrane
Molecular function (GO): cell-cell adhesion mediator activity
Source: RefSeq, a predicted model, not a curated record